This is a messenger RNA of Actinia tenebrosa (Australian red waratah sea anemone), 7682 nucleotides long. RefSeq names its product histone lysine acetyltransferase CREBBP. Lineage: Eukaryota; Metazoa; Cnidaria; Anthozoa; Actiniaria; Actiniidae. The record is from RefSeq and is a predicted model, not a curated record. Gene Ontology annotation, cellular component: histone acetyltransferase complex; transcription regulator complex. Gene Ontology annotation, molecular function: chromatin DNA binding; zinc ion binding; protein binding. Gene Ontology annotation, biological process: positive regulation of transcription by RNA polymerase II.
CGCUGUCGAGCCGUCGCUAGUUGCGCUUCAAGGCAUUGACAGAGCGAACAUUUCAGAACCAUUUUUACCUCAAGGUUUUUCCUUCUAAUUUGAGGUCUAGGAGUGGGUUUAACCAGGGAAUUAUAAAGAAAGAGCAUUUCUUCUUCGUUCGAGAUCGCUUGGAGAGACUUCAAGGUCAUCCAUGUGCCGUUUUGUGUAGUUCGUGUGUCAUACUGCCCAUCUGAAGACGACAAUGGUAAUAUGGCUAGUCUUCUAGUUUUAUUGCGAUGACUAUGUAUGAUCAACAAGUCGUUUUCCUGUAGUGGGGUUUGUAUUGUACCGUAGUAGUAAUGGCCGAUCAACUGGUGGACGGGCCACCGAAUAAACGGCAGAAGUUGACUACGCCGGAUACUCCGACCGAAAAUGCAGACAUUGGAAAAAUUCUCGACGACCUGGAACAAAGUUUACCAGAAGAACUCAUGGGUCCGGGCUCGAUUAACAGUUUGGAUGGACUUGCAAAUGGAGAAACAGCUGAUAUUGCUACGAGCUCUCCGAGUUUACAGCAUGUGUUGCAGUCUAAUUCGGAUGGUCUGACAAGUAGCGCAUGUACGACAUCGUUUAGUUCCAACAGCAUCACUUGCUCGGCUAGCAUUUCGAGUCCAAACAGUCCUUCACUGACAACCCUUACUCCCGCUAAAUCCCCGGCGAUGAACUAUGCCAUGUCUUCACCACCUUCAAUGCCGGUUAGCACAUCGGGAACUCCGACUCCAGCAACUCCUCUUACUUCCAGUGAACACUAUCUUUCUUCGGGAGCUGUUUCUGCUCCUCCAUCGUACUCCGUUACGUUGUCAACAAUGAGUUCCGCGAUGCAACAAGCAAAUAUGGCGAACAGCUUUUCCCAUGGACAGUAUAACAUGAUGGAUAUGAAUGCUUUAUCGAAUGAAAUGAUGGCUUCACUAAACGGUCCAAGCGUUGGAAACAAUAUGAAUUCUAUGAACUCAGUUCAACGUAAUGGCCCUGGGAGUUAUGGCCGCUCUAACUCCAACUCGAUGGGCAUGAACAUGAACGCGUCUAGUACUGCGGCGAACGCUUAUUCAUUGAAUCAAAUUCAGACAGAACCACUCUCGAUUAAAAUGGAACCAAACUUUAUGACAGCGCAAGGAUUAAAUGGCAGCCUUGAUUCUGCUAGGAGCUUACAAGGGAAUCAGUCUACUGGGCUUCCAAAUACUGGAAAUGUAGGAAAUAUGAAUUCUUCACAGCCACCCACAGCAGAUCCUGAGAAAAGAAGACUAAUUCAGCAGCAACUUGUACUUCUUCUACAUGCUCACAAAUGUCAACGGAGAGAACAACAAGCUGCUAAUGGAGAAAUGAAGGCAUGUAAUCUUCCGCACUGCCGAACUAUGAAAAAUGUGUUGAAUCACAUGACUACUUGUACAGCAGGGAAAACAUGCCAAGUGGCACAUUGUGCAUCUUCACGACAAAUAAUUUCUCAUUGGAAAAACUGCUUGCGCCAAGACUGUCCGGUGUGUUUACCCCUCAAGCAUGCGUCAGACAGGAGAAACCAAGCAGCAGCAAAUGAUGGAAUGCAGAAAGCAUACCAAGCUCUUGGACUGAAUUACACUACUGCAAGCAAAGUGGGACACUUCCCACCACUAGGUAUUGGAGACAAUAAAUCAUUUGGUGAAACGACUUCUGGAACAUCAAGCAUUGGGUCAGCAUCUGACAGAGGACCAAAGGAAUGGCACCAACAUGUGACACCUGAUUUGAGAAAUCACCUAGUUCAUAAACUGGUUACUGCAAUCUUUCCUACUCCUGUUAAUGACCCAACUGCAUUGAAAGAUCGUCGCAUGAGCAACUUACUAAAUUAUGCUCGGAAAGUUGAGGGAGACAUGUAUGAAACUGCUAACUCCAAGGAGGAGUAUUACCAUCUUUUAGCAGAAAAAAUCUAUAAGAUUCAAAAAGAACUUGAAGAAAAGAGACAAAAAAGAUUAAUCCUGCAAAUGAAGACACUACAGCCUGGUACUUCUCAAAUCCCUCAAGUACCAUUUCAUCAGAUGAAUGGCGACCAAACAAAUAGUCAACUAACAUCUGCCCAGGCAACGGCGUUGAAAGCUGCACAAAUGCAUCGCCAGCCACACUUUACAGAUCUUCUUAACCAAGCUUCAACACCAGCACAACAAUCCCCAGCAACUGCAGCUCUUCAAGCCAUGCCAAUGGUUUCUCAGUCUCAAUCUCCAGGUGCCAUGUCCCCACAAGUUCCUGUUCAGGCGCAGGUCCAACCUUCCAAACCACCACUACAACCUCAAAGCCCAGCUCAGACACCAGCACAAAAUCAAACUCAAAAUCAAAAUCAAAUGCAAACAUCCCAAAGCCAAGGAAAGCCUCCGGCCUCCCCUGCACAGGCAAUCAGUCAGGCAAAUGAUAGUGUUAUGUCACACUCGCCUUGUUCUUCUGGGAAGGGAAAUGGUCCUUCAAGCCCUUGUAAAACACCAUCAAACAUGGGAAAGACUGAAUCUGCUGAUAAGAUGAUGCCGACUUCACCUAGUAUGACCCAGUCACAAAAACCGAUGUCAGAGAUGAGUAAAUCACCACAGCCUACAACUUCAUCUGCAUCAUCUACUCCUCAGCCAGAGGAUGUGAAGCCUCAGGUCUCUUCAUUAGCACAAACCACUCAACCAACUGUCACACAGACACAGACACAAUCAACACCAACAACAACAAGUCAGGCCUUAGCUCUACCUGGACCAUCAGUCAGGUGUCCAUUCAAGAAAGUAUUCUUACCAGAAGAGCUUCGACAUAUGCUUGUUCCAAUACUAGAAAAGCUAUACAAGCAAGAACCAGAAGCUCUGCCUUUCAGGACCCCUGUAGAUCCCAAACUUCUUGGUUGUCUGGAUUAUUUUGAUAUUGUCAAGCAUCCAAUGGAUCUUUCUACUAUAAAAAGAAAACUAGACACAGGACAAUACAAGGAUCCAUGGGAGUACUGUGAUGAUGUGUGGUUGAUGUUUGAGAAUGCCUGGAUGUAUAAUCGCAAGACUUCUAGAGUUUAUAAAUACUGUACAAAGUUGUCUGAAGUGUUCGAACAAGAAAUUGACCCUGUGAUGAAAUCCAUGGGAUAUUGUUGUGGUAGAAAGUAUGUCUUCCAACCUCAAGUUUUGUGCUGCUUUGGAAAGCAGUUGUGCACAAUAUCAAGAGAUACAAUAUAUUUUACUUACCAAAAUCGGUUUCACUACUGUGAGCGGUGCUUUAGUGAAAUUGAAGGGGACACUGUCAACCUUGGUGAAGACCCUACGCUACAGCAAAGUACCAUUCCAAAGUCUCAGUUUCAAAAGCUGAAGAAUGAUCAUUUGGAUAUGGAACCGUUUAUUGAAUGUAUUGACUGCGGUCGCAAAGUGCACCAGUUGUGUGUACUACACAAUGACUAUAUCUGGUCUACAGGGUAUCAGUGUGAUUCUUGUCUUGAGAGAAGAGGUAUAAAGAGAAAAGAUAACAAGUAUACGGCAAAGAGGCUACCACAAACAAAACUUGGAGAUUUGAUUGAAAGAAGAGUUACAGGUUUCCUACGAAAACAGAACUGCAAUGCUGAAGUUACGAUACGUGUUGUUUCAAGUGUUGACAAGGUUGGAGAACUAAAGCCUGGAAUAAAGACAAGGUAUGAUGGACAGCUGCCAGAUAGUUUUCCAUACAAAGCAAAAGCCCUGUUUGCUUUUGAGGAAAUAGAUGGCGUGGAUGUUUGUUUCUUUGGCAUGCAUGUCCAGGAGUAUGGAUCUGAUUGUCAGCAGCCCAAUACGAGGCGUGUGUAUGUUUCAUACUUGGACAGUGUCCACUUUUUCCAACCAAAGAGUCUCAGAACCGCUGUUUACCAUGAAGUACUGAUUGGUUAUCUGGAGUAUGUUGGCCAGACGGGUUAUCAAAUGGCUCACAUCUGGGCCUGUCCUCCCAGCGAAGGAGAUGACUACAUAUUCCAUUGCCAUCCUACUGAGCAGAAGAUUCCUAAGCAUAAACGACUUGUUGAAUGGUAUAAGAAGAUGUUGGACAAAGCUAUCAUGGAUCGAGUGGUCAUUGAAUACAAGGACAUCCUAAAGCAAGCAAGUGAUGAUGGUCUUACAUGUGCAAGUGAGCUUCCCUACUUUGAUGGAGACUUCUGGCCUAAUGCUCUAGAAGAUAGCAUCAGAGAGCUUGACCAGGAGGAAGAAGAAAGGAAGGCCAAUGCCGCUGCUGCUGAGGCAUCUGGGAAAGAGACGCAAGGCAGCAAAAACAAAGGUAACAGCAAGCGAAGCAACAAUAAGAAAGGUUCAAAGAACAAAGCCAGUAACCGAAAGACCAGCAAGAAGAUUAAUGGGCCAUCAUCAGACCUGUGCGACCUUUCACAAAGACUUUAUAUUACCAUGGAAAAACAUAGAGAGGUUUUCUUUGUGAUCAGAUUGAAUGGCCGCAAGACCCCAGAAACUGCUGAUCCAGAUCCAUUGAUGACUUGUGACUUGAUGGAUGGCCGUGAUGCUUUCCUUACUCUAGCAAGAGAAAAGCACUAUGAAUUCUCAUCUCUGCGGCGGGCAAAGUUUUCUACAAUGGCCAUGUUGGUAGAGCUUCAUAAUCAAGGACAGGACCGAUUUGUUUAUACUUGUAACCUUUGUAAACGACACAUUGAGACAAGAUACCAUUGCRUUGAAUGCGAGGACUACGAUCUGUGCGUUCCUUGCUAUGAUGAGAAGGGCCAUGAACACAAAAUGGAGCGGCUUGGUUUUGAUCUUGAUGUUGACCAGCAAAAUCAACCAGACAAGGAUGGAAAACCCAAAGGUCAACAACUCAGUGCUCAAGAAGAGAGGAGAAUUAAGAUUCAGAGGUGUAUCCAGAGUCUUGUUCAUGCAACACAUUGUCGUGAAACUAAUUGUACUGUGAUGAGCUGUGCCAAGAUGAAGAAGGUUGUUGAACACACCAAGUCCUGCAAAAGAAAGACUAGUGGAGGAUGUCGUAUUUGUCAAGAACUUAUUCACCUUUGCUGCUAUCACGCCAAGCACUGCGUGGAGCGUGAAUGUGUCGUGCCAUUCUGUAGACAUAUUAAAACCAAAUUACGCCAACAACAGAUGCAACAGCGAUUUAACCAAGCACAGACUCUUCGAAGACGUGUUGCACAGAUGCAGAGGAAUACCAUGCAACCACCUGGUCAGAUGCCUGGUCAACAGGUACCCAACGUUCCACCUGCAUUACCACAGCCUCCACAUUCAGGUGUGCAUCAGCAGAAACACCUUCCACCACAACAGCCUCCACCUUACCCGCAGCCACAAGUUGCUGCUCAGAAGCCCGUGGCAAGUGGUCCUCCCCCAGGAGCUGUUGCUGCUGUACAGCAAAUCAAAAUAGAUGCCAUCAAACAAGCAACACAAGGUAGACAGCCUAUGACACCACAACCACAGAUGCCUAUGGGACAGCAGACAUAUUCUCCACACCCGCAGCAACAACAGCAACAACAACAACAGCCUCUUCCACCUCCUCCUGUCACCAUGGGUUCCCCUACCACGUCGAUGCCUGGGAUGAUAAUGCAACAACCUCCUGCAUUCAUGCAACAACAAAACAUGCAGGCAGCUCAAGGAGUUCCCCCAGGUCAGAUGCAGAGGCCAGGAAUGAGGCCAACCCUAGAACGUUGGCAGUCCAUGUAUCAAAAUCAACAACCACAACGUCAGCCAAGUCCAGGAACUCCCAACCAAAACAUGCCUGGUGGGCAACCAUUCCCUCCCAUGAACCCCCAAACAAUGGGUAAUCAGCAAAAUCAUAUGCGACAACCAAGCAUUCCACCUGCUCUACAGCAACUACUUCAUACUUUAAAAUCGCCCAGUAAUCAACAACAACAAGCUCAAGUAAUGCAAAUUCUCAAGCAGAAUCCUCAGUUAAUACAGGCAUUUGUGAAACAGCGUCAACAGCAAGUUAUACAGCAACAGCAACAGCAGGCACAAGGUAUGCAGCAAGGUAUGCAGGGACAAGCAAUGCCACAAGGUAUGCAACAUCAAAUGCAUCAAGGAAUGCAACAAGGAAUGCAGGGUAUGCAACAGGGAAUGUCACAAGGGAUACCUCAAGCUAUGCAACCUGGCAUGCAACAGGGUAUGCAGCAAGGUAUGCAACCUGGUAUGCAGCAGGGUAUGCAACCUGGUAUUCAGCAGGGUAUGCAACCUGGUAUGCAGCAGGGUAUGCAAUCUGGUAUGCAGAAGGGUAUGCAACCUGGUAUGCAGCAGGGAAUGCAAUCUGGUAUGCAACCUGGUAUGCAGAUGGGUAUGCAACAAGGAAUACCUCAAAAUAUGCCUCAGGGUAUGCAACAAGGAAUGCAGCAGGGGAUGCAACAAGGGAUGCAAACUCCAAUGCAACAAAUGCCUAACACAAGUCAGACAGGCAUGAUUAGUCAACAACAACAACAACAGUUAAAUUGGUUAAGAUUUCAACAAAUGCAGUUACAACAGCAGCAGCAACAGCAGCAGCAGCAGCAGCAACAGAAUGUCUUCCAACAGCCACAAAUGGCCCCAUUUUCGCAACUAAGUGCAGCAAGAAGAGCACAGCUACAGAAUAUGACAAACUCCCAAGCAAAUAUGAUGCAUCCAAAUGGACAGGCCCAACCAUCUUCAUCUCAACAUUAUCAAUCAAAGCAGAAUCAAAUGCCGGUUCAUAUGAUGUCUCCACAGCCACCACCAAUGUCUCCCCAACAGGGAGUACUACCUUCUCAAUCUCCUCGUCCUGUAAUGUCUCCACAGCCCUAUCAAAAUAUUGUCUCCCCAAGACAACAAACAGUGUCUCCUCAUCCACAGCAGUCCCUCACGUCCCCUCAUCCAGCAGCAUCACCUCAUCAGCAUCUCGACCAAUCACAGCACACAGAGAAGUCGCUCUUCGUUCAACCACUGAAUACACGCAUGAAUCUCCCUCCUCUCCAAACACCCACUGAACAAGAACUUUCAUUAGGCCAGGAGGAUCCUGAGACUGUUCCUCCACUUACUCCGCAAGAUCAACUAACUAAAUUUGUUGAGAAUUUAUAGUGUACAUUUUAAAAUGAAAGUCAACAGAGACCGUAGAGUAAGAGAGAAUUUGUACUUUAUACUUUGUAUGUAGUUUUAUGUCGGCGGUGAAGAAGGUAUCAAGGACAAAGAAAAUUUUCUACCAUUUAUAACAUGAUAUAUAAUUAAUUUGUAUAGCAGCUCAGACUGAGGUCUGUGCAACAGACUGCGCUGCAAGGACUGAGCGGUGCAAUUUUAGUUUUAGAAGAAUAAUUUACAGCAUCCUUGGUCGCUAAGACCCUGUACAAAGCGCACGUUCUUACUGAUAUAUAUUAUUGCCUAAUUGACGUGCAUGCGUUCUAAUAAAACGUAUUGGCACUUUUCAGGACGCUUGAUAAAGUAUGUGUUCACCUGUACAUGGUACGCUAUAUAUAGUAUUCAUACACUUAUUUGUGGUCAGUCCUUUUUGCUCGAUAAAAUAACAGUACAAUUGGAGGACUAAACUACCACGUCAAGAUCGUGCUUACGCUCAGACAUUUCACUGGCGUUAUAUUUUUGUUAAUAAUCAAGAAAGGAAGAAGUCAAAAUGAAAUGGAUGUACCAUUAUGACUUGAGUCACAUGUUUGGUUUUAACCAGUAGAAACGAUAAAGUAUUUGAAAUCAUGGAAUUUUUUAUCAUCAAAAUUUGAAACCGUCAUACAUGUGAUUAGAGACAUUAAACAGUUCUAUACGUGA